Messenger RNA from Zea mays, 554 nucleotides. RefSeq lists its product as uncharacterized. The transcript has 2 exons. The record is from RefSeq and is a predicted model, not a curated record. Bases 16 to 411 code for a protein of 131 amino acids. NCBI's taxonomy places the organism in Eukaryota, Viridiplantae, Streptophyta, Magnoliopsida, Poales, Poaceae.
CGCGAACAGCGAGCCAUGGAUUCGGAGAACGAAAAGCUCCGUAAAGCACUGGCUACUCUGCUCAGAGUUGUUCAAAAGCGUAGUUGUGACAUCGUUGAUGUCGUCAAAUCAGCCUUCCAGCCUUUCAACUCACCUUUGGUCGACGAAUUGAACCGAGCACUAGUUGAGAUUGACGACCUCGCCAAGGAUCUUGAAGACGUAGCAGUGCAAACUCAGUGGGAGGUAGAAAAUAUGGCUAAGAGUGAAGUGAAAGAACAUCCACAACAAGAGGAAGCAGUAGAGGAGCUUCUCAUACAAGAUGGUUCAGAAGACGAGCUACUGAUAGACGAAGAGUCACCAAUUAAGUAUGAAGACCUUGUGGGCUACGACGAUGGUCGUGACUACUCAACCGACGACACAUAUCCGUACUAGUGUUCUAGGUUAAACUUCAGUACAAGUAUUGUAGCAAGUUUAGGUCUAUGUUCAGGUGUACUUGUCGGUUGGUAUGAUCAUGCUUUUGGGGGAGUUUAAUGUUCUGGUCUAUGUAAACUGAAUCCGGUUCAGUUACUACAAUA